Molecule: messenger RNA, 1569 nt
Organism: Archocentrus centrarchus (flier cichlid)
Lineage: Eukaryota; Metazoa; Chordata; Actinopteri; Cichliformes; Cichlidae
Gene: adra2c
Product: adrenoceptor alpha 2C
Exons: 1
Coding region: 1-1344 (447 amino acids)
Biological process (GO): regulation of vasoconstriction; regulation of smooth muscle contraction; G protein-coupled receptor signaling pathway
Cellular component (GO): plasma membrane
Molecular function (GO): epinephrine binding; alpha2-adrenergic receptor activity
Source: RefSeq, a predicted model, not a curated record
AUGGAUUUCAUUAAUAUCUCCAGCCUGGAUGACGGGUUAGAGGCAGGCAACAUCUCCUCUAAUUCCACCUCUGAGUACACCCUGGUCGCUAUCUGGGGUCUUGCUGGACUCGUCAGCUUUCUGAUUUUGUUUACAAUAGUAGGGAACGUCUUGGUUGUUAUCGCCGUUUUGACGAGCAGAGCUCUAAAACCACCCCAGAACCUCUUCCUCGUCUCCCUGGCCAGUGCGGACAUACUGGUAGCCACUCUGGUCAUGCCCUUUUCAUUGGCAAAUGAACUCAUGGGCUUCUGGUUUUUUGGCAAAAUUUGGUGUGACAUCUAUCUAGCUCUGGAUGUUUUGUUCUGCACCUCUUCUAUUGUUCACCUGUGUGCUAUUAGUUUGGACAGGUACUGGUCUGUGACACAGGCUGUAGAGUACAACUUAAAGAGAACACCUAAACGAGUUAAAGGCAUGAUUGUUGUGGUCUGGUUGAUCUCAGCCAUAAUCUCCUUCCCUCCUCUGAUAUCAAUGGACAGGAGCAGCAGUAAGGCCAGUUCCCAGUGUAUCCUGAAUGAUGAGACCUGGUACAUCCUGUACUCCAGCAUAGGAUCAUUCUUUGCCCCCUGUGUUAUUAUGAUCCUGGUCUAUAUUCGGAUCUACCAAGUGGCAAAAACCAGGACCAGAACAUUGUCAGAGAAGAAAAGGGAUGUGGAUUCACCACUGGAGAAUGGAAUGGACCAAGCUGAACCAGGCACAGGUGGGUCUUUAAAAUCCAACAAGGGCGGGAGCAUGAAAAACCAGGAACGGGAGAAUGGGCACUGCCAUGAGCAAACAGUUCGAACCCCCCUACCAAAUGAGCCAAAACACCCAACUGACCAUGAUGAUGACUUUGAAGAUAGCAGCUCAUCAGACGAGAAACUUAAAAAAAGUACCAGCUCCUCAAAACAUCACCAUCAAGACAGAAAAGACAGAAAGUCCAGCCGGAAGAGCAGCUCCGCCUCUAAAUAUUCCAGCAGGAAGUCUCGUGCCAGUUCCAAAUCCAUGGAGCUGUUUUCAUCUCGCCGUAAACGUCGCAGCACUGUCAAUCGGAAGAAAGUCUCAGCUGCUCGGGAGAAACGCUUCACCUUCGUACUUGCCGUGGUCAUGGGCGUAUUUGUUGUUUGCUGGUUCCCAUUCUUCUUCUCCUACAGCCUGUAUGGAAUCUGCCGUAAACCGUGUGAGAUCCCUGAGACACUUUUCAAGUUCUUUUUCUGGAUUGGCUACUGCAACAGCUCACUAAACCCAGUAAUUUACACCAUCUUCAACCAAGACUUCCGCAGAGCCUUCCAGAAAAUCCUUUGUAAAUCAUGGAAACGUUCUUUUUGAAGGAUACGGCAUGGCUGGGUAUGACAUCUUUACCCCGCAGGCAGAAAGUUACACUGUUAUGAACUGUCUGAUAAUGUGCUGGCCUGGGGGCUUUCACAUCUUUACUUUCAGGGACUGCAUUAGAAAUGAUGGGAUGAUUAAAAGACUGAGCAAAUACACAAAGAAGGGGCUUAAACUGCAGAUUCUCUGAUAAUCUUCAUAGAGGAGGAUCAUUUGAUGACUUUU